Messenger RNA from Macrobrachium nipponense, 5640 nucleotides. RefSeq lists its product as uncharacterized. The record is from RefSeq and is a predicted model, not a curated record. Bases 321 to 4190 code for a protein of 1289 amino acids. The transcript has 7 exons. Lineage: Eukaryota; Metazoa; Arthropoda; Malacostraca; Decapoda; Palaemonidae. Gene Ontology annotation, molecular function: RNA polymerase II cis-regulatory region sequence-specific DNA binding; DNA-binding transcription factor activity, RNA polymerase II-specific.
AAUCUUAUGGCUUUGGAAUAAUUCAACAAGGCUGUGGCAAGCAUCUGCGGGAGGCAGUCAUCACUUUUCUGCCAACAUUUGUAAAUUGUAGUCGCUGACCAUUGCAGAAAAUAAACUUGGACAGGAGAAUGUUGCCAGAUGCUGGUAUAAGUACUACCAAGAAAGAACAAAAUAACUGAAAAGGUUGAAAGGGUCUUUAAAAGAUGAAACCUGGUAAAACUCCAGGAAAGCAGCAGGAGAGCCAAUCAUUCAAGAGCUUACUAGAUAAGGAAGAAACUAGACCAGGAAUGUGAGAAAACACCUUACAGUAAUGCUACAGGAUGGACUCGUUCAUUUGUGGAACCUGUGGCAGGACAUUUCAUGCACUUGAUGAUUUUGCUGAGCACAAAGAAACCCACAAAUCUCAGCUUGCAUCACUUUCUUGUGGUACAGCUAAAGACAAAAGCAUAGCAGCAGAUGUAACACAAGUCACUGCCCCCAUCUUCAGUCCAGUAGCUCCAUUAAUAUCAUUGCCAUGCACAGAAGAAGACAGUCCUUCAAAAACACUUCCAACACAGACAAAAGGUUUCCAGUCCAUCUCUGUGAUUAGUCCUAGCAAAAAAUUCAACUCCAUGGCGUACUCAACUGCAAAAUGCCAUACUUCCAUUGGAGGAUCAUUCCCAAUAGUACAACCAAGAGUUGUAAAUGGACAGGGCAUAUUGAAGCACAGUGGUUUUAGAGGAAAGAAUAAUGGGCAAGAGUUUUACUCAUUGUCUUCAACUCUGCCAAAAUCCACAUCUGGAGAUGUUGACUGUAAUAUCAGUAAUGAGGAUCCCUUGCUCAGUUUGAAAGUUGGAUGUAAACCUGCAUCUUCAGUACAUAUACUACCUAAGAUUCCUAGACCACAAGAAUCUCAGAAGGGUCUCUCUCAUCAGAUGCUUGAGGAGGGCUCUUUAACCUUGGAUUCUGGUAACCAAAAAACUAAAGACCAAACAUAUGUCCCUGUAUCGAUUGAAUGCAACCCACAUCCUCAUCAGGUAGGCAAGAACUGUAUUCAUAUCUAUGAAAAUAAUAAUGAAGAUAUUCCUUUCGGACAGCUCAUAUUAGAAGAUAACUUAAUGGAUGUGUUGUGCAUUGAAAUCUCUAGUGAUGGGAAGAUCGUUGAGUCUGUGUCGUCAGAUAUUUGCAGUGUUAAGGCUGUUCCAAAGACUUUAAAAAAUGGAAUGUCUGUUGAUGCAAAAGCACAGGUGAAAGAGGAAGAAAAAACAAGUAAAAGAGUGAAAGAUUAUGAUAAAACUAAUCAGGAAGUGAAAAAAAGGUCAAAAAGCCCCUUUCAUCCACAUGAUAAUGCAGAAAAUGACCAACUUUUGACAGCCAAAGGUUAUAUGGAACCGGAAAGCAAUUUUAUUGUUGAAGAAAGUGUUGGGAUUGAAGAAUCUGAAAAUGUGGAAAGAAAUGUCAUUAGCAGUAGACAUAAUGUAACUGACCAUCGGGUGGAGAGUGACAGUGUAACUGAGGAGAAAAUUGUAGUCAAAUUUAGAGCAAAAGACUGCCCAAAAGACAUACCAUUAGAGGAUUUCAAAGAAGGUAGAUAUGCAAAUUUGGCUGAAGGAGAGGGACCAAGUUUAACGGUGCGCACUGACUGUGAAACGGGUUUGGUUAGUGAUGAAGGUAUGGAUCUCAUGAACUUGUAUGGUGGUGAAGUGACUGAUAUGACUUAUGCCUCUGCACCUGGGCUCUACACCUUAAUUCUAAAUGCUGACAACUCCUUCACUUUAAUUGCAGGAGGUUGUCAGGGAUCUGCAAAUGGACAGAACAGUCGCAUCUAUGUUUGCCACCACUGCAAGAAGUUUGCCUCUUCUCAGUUAGAGAUAUUGAACCACAUUUCACAUACUCAUCCCGAGGAUCUGGUUGAUGUAAAUCGUUGCAUUGCAGAGUUCAGCUCAUUAUCGAACUCCGAGAGUGAUGCCAAUGCCAGUGAUACUGGUCAGAUAGUAUUGUCUAGUGACACCUCAACUGGUGGAAAGUUGAAUUCAGAAGAAUUGGAUGAUAAAUGCAUCCUGGAAAUGGAUGAAAAUUGCCCAAAGCAAGAUCUUUUAUCAAAAUAUGAGCCAAAAAAAGUGACUAGAAAGAAAGUAGGUCGACCUCGGAAAGAGGAUCGGUUGGCUGUGGAUGAGGAUUGUAAUUUGCAUUCGAGUGAAGCCCGAAGUUUUACAAAGGAUGGUGAUAAUAUUAUUUGUAUGAAUUGUCAGAAAUCAUUUCCAAAACACAGACAGUUUGACAAGCACAAAUGUCACAUUUGGAAGGAAAAUCUUCAUACAUCAGAGGUGAAUGACAAACUCUCUUUGACAGAUGUUCAAGGUGGGACAGGAGAAUAUUGCAUUUUUGAUGAAAAUGUAGAGAAUUUUAGUUCCUCUUUCUUAGAAUAUGACUUGGGAGAAGAGUGGAAAGCCAGUAAACGAUACAAACCAAAAGUGAAGAUUAAAAGUAGGGAUGUUGAGCGCAUAAAACGAGGGAGACCUCCUAAGGUGGAUGUUAUGGAUAAAAAGCCCAUGCCUUUCCCCAUCGGUGAAGAUAAUGGCAGUGAGGCUAAUAAAGGUAUCAUUAAUCCUAUGUCCAGUAACUGCACAGACUACAAAGCAUCAGGCCCUCAUCAGUCUUCAGGUGCUUACGUGGCUUUCCAAUCAUCUGGUGUCAGUAGUGGAGCAAAUCCUCCCAUCCUGAAUUCUAUACCAACUUUACCAAUUUUCUCAAAUGCUCAACAACAGGAGCGACUUCACAAAUGGAUUGCUCAGAUUGAUUUGAGUUUUGUUGACACUAUCAUUGAUAAACUGUGUCACAAUGACAGAAAUGCUGGAUCUCAAAGUGGAGAGAUGUAUAUGUGUAGAGAAUGUAAAGUUCUCUUCCGAAGUCUAAUGGCAUGUCGCCGACACUGUGCCAAACACAUGGCUAGGAAGGCAUUUACUUGUCCUGAUUGUGACUUUGCCACAACAAAUGUGGGUGCCUUAUAUUCACACUAUCGUAAUCACACCCAGAACCUCUAUGCCUGCAAUAAAUGUGAUUUCAGGGCUCGCAUCAAAGCUCAUUUUAGGGAUCAUUUGGAAACACACAAUCCUAAUAGGUACAUUUGUCGGUUGUGCCAGAGGCCAUACAGCACUUCUAAUUCUCUUAGAAGUCACAUUUAUCUGUACCAUUCCAAUGAAGAGGGCAUGAAAUACCUUUGGUGUUUGAGGAAGAAGAAUCAAGACUGCAACUCAAAGAAUGUCUUUUUUCAGUGCCCAGUUUGUAGCAAGCUGUUUGGCGAGAGGUCGUCUGCCAACCGGCAUCUUGCCAGCCAUGCUCCAAUUGUACCAGAAGUCUUUAUCAGAUGUGAAAUUUGUGAGGCUGAGAUUCCCAAUCCUGGAACUCUUAAGAAACAUAUGAUGAAGCACAAAGUUGUCUAUAUAUGCUGCAUAUGCCACAAACCGCAGGCUACUGCAAGUUGCCUGCGAAAUCACCAAAAAAUUCAGUGUCCCACUCCUCAACCAGAGUCAUUCAGACAGUCACUCCUCUUGUCCUUCACUUCUUCUGAGACUUUACCAAGCCUUCUUUCCAAUAAGAGAAUUGGACCAUUGCUCCAAGAAGAGACCAGUCAUAAUUCUGAGGACAAAAGUUUAACAGGUUGCAAAGUGAGUAGCUCCCUUCUCCUGCAGAUGCAAGAAGUUGGCUAUAAACAGAUUUAUGAACUACUCAGGGCCAAUGAAGACGACAAACUCAAAGGGAUAGAAUCUGAACAAACUGUAAGUGACGUUAUGAAGAUUGUUAUUGAUACAAGAUAUGGAGAAGAGAAUGAGCAGUUUGUCUCAUGGGAACAACAGCAACUGAGAGUGGGGAGCCCCAAGCACCCUCAUCAAGAAGAGGAGCUUGAUCAAACACAUUACCAAGAAAUAGAAAUGGAGACCCAGUCGUCCACAUAUGGUGCACCGUCAGUUAUAACUCGCAGAGACAAUAUGGCUGAUGUGCCUCCCAUGGGGCUGUUGAAUCAAGACCCAGCGUCAGGUGAGAGUGAUCAGCGUGUUGUGGUCAUCAGUAACAAUGGCGAAGAGCAGACUGUGGUAGUAGAGGAUGGGCCAAUGAUGAUGAUGGAAGAAGAGCGCUUUGUCAUCAUAAGUGAUGAGAGUGUAUGUAAACAGCCCAUCAGUUUUGCAAAGUUUUUUGAGGAUAAUGGUUGAAGAAAACUCAGUGGAACUGUCUCUUUCCAUUGCAUUAAAGCUCUAGGGCGUGAGUAUCAGAUAACAAGAAGUGUGGAGUACUGCAUCUGCAUCACAAAUAUGGAGCAUAUUUUAUCCAAAGUUUCUGUCCCAUAGAAAAAGGUACACAUGCCCAGUGAAAUUGCAUUAGAUGAUAGUCACAAAGUAACUACGAGGGUUCCAAUAAGCAUUACUGCUCAUGGUUUGCACAUUACUUAUGCCAUCUGAUGUGCCUUUCCUCCUCUCUUCAUAGGCUUCACUUACCUUCAGUCUUUGGUCCUUGCGUCCUUUACUUUUCCCCAUCAUUUAUUUUCUAUUGCUAUAGAUCAUACUUCAGUUUUAGAAUACAUAGCACAAAACAGGUCUUCCAUCUUUCCUCUGUCUUCAUAUUCAAGUUAAUUAAAUAUAUUUGAAGAAUAUAUAGCAUUGCUGCAGUUUCAAGGUUGCAUUAGCCAGCUUUUUUUCUGCUUUGGGAUAUGGUCUGUGUUUACAUCAAAUAUGCAUUAUGUAUUCUUCUUUAUUUAGCUAAUUUUUUAUUUUCUACAUAUCCACAGCUUAGGUGUUAAAGUUCUUUAUUCACUAUCCAUGAUUAGGUUUUUGUGCAGACUUAUCCUGUUUUUGUUUCCUAAUUACACAAGCCCUAAUUGCAUGAAAGACAUAUGUUUAAUUUUAUUAGUUGCUUUGAAACUUAACUAGUGACAUGGUUGUUGGUCUAGAAAAUAAGACUAUAGUAAUACAGUAACUUGAUGAUACUAUAUUACAUUUCAGUCUUGUACUGCAAUGCUACUCCAUGAUACCCUUUGCAUGGAAACUACUUGAUAAUUCUGAACAAUUAACAUUAAAGUACUGUACUUGAUGUUGCCUUUGACUUCAAAAUUUCUUGUUUGAAAAGUUAGCUAAUAUAAAAAUGCCUUAUAUGUAUAAUUCAAUUAAUAAUGCUUUUUAGAAUUUCAAAACACUCCAUGAAGAUUUCCUAUUCUGCCAUCUCCUAUAAGCUUUAAUUUUAACAGAUUUCCAUAAUUGCCUUUAAUGCUCACACACCAAUGCAUUGGCAUUGAAGUCUUACUCAGUGCCAUGUUGUUUCACUUCUGAAUCCAGUCUUCCUUCCCUCAUACUGUCAAGUUGUAGAAUGGGCUUCCUGGCAGUGUAAGAGGGUGCAGUACUUUGAAGCUCUGUGAACUAGUACUUAAUUUUUUUUACUACUGACGAUGAAUUUUUAUGCAAUUUUUCAUUUACUGAUAGAACUCUGUUACUGCCAUCUCUCCUUUUCCUAUCCUUUACACGUACUGUAUUUCUAAGAAGUAUCCUUGAAUGAUUUAUUAUGUAUUAUAUUUCCCAUUUAUAUUUACAAUGUAUAGUUACAGGAAUAGAUUUUCCUACAUUGAGGCAUGUCAUUGUGAUCAGUGCAGAAACACAACUUAUUCCAAAACAG